UGGGCUGUCUUGUCAGUUGUGCCCAGCACAGAGAAGACGCUGCACAGUUGAACCAUUCUCAGAAGCUAGAUGGCAUCUCGCAACGUAUUCAAGGUGUUUGUUGGCAACCUGCCGUGGACAGUGGGACACAAGGAACUCCGUCAGCACUUUGCACAGUUUGGUUAUGUCGUGAGCUCAAAUGUAAUAUUUGACCGAUCCACUGGGAUGAGUAAGGGCUUUGGCUUUAUUCAGUUUGGCAAUAAGAAUGGCUAUGAUUCUGCUAUGAACAAAGGCUCACACCUGUUAGAGGGACAUAUAUUGGAUGUUAACCCAACCAAGUAGCUUAAGAAAGUGUCUGUACAGGUGACAACAGUAGUUUUCAUGUUAGACUGUAAUCUCAGUGGUGGAAUUCUUAGAUUCAACAUGGAUGAUUUAGACUGUGCUCCCAUUGAGGGAGAAGUGGAAGUUCUGUUCAACAAAGCUGCUUCAUACUUACAAACACUUGCCUCUAGCUUGCCCCAAGACAAAUUACUGCAUUUCUAUGCAAGAUACAAGCAAGCAACUGAAGGUCCUUGCAAUAUUCCCAAGCCUGGCUUCUUUGAUUUUAAGGGCAAGCAGAAAUGGGAUGCAUGGAAGGAUAUGGGUGACAUGAGCAAACACAAUGCCAUGAUUGAAUAUGUGAGUGCCAUGAGAGAAACUGACCCUGAAUGGGAACUGAAGGCAAGCAGUGACAAAAGUGGAGCCUACUCCUCCAGUUGGAUGAGGGUCAGCACUCUUCAGCAGCAACCAGAUGAUUUCACAAAGGACGAAGACAAGAACCCCUUUGACUGGGUCAAAGAAAAUAAUGUGGAGAAGGUAAAAAACCUGGAGCUAGGAAAAAUAAUGGAGAAGGAUGAGAAUGGAAUGACUCUCCUCCACUGGGCUGCAGACAGAGGCCACCAAGAGAUAGCCAAGUAUCUCCUGGAGCAGAAGCUAGAUGUCAACGCCAGAGACAGUGAGGGACAGACAGCCCUGCACUACGCUGCAUCGUGUGGCCACCUGGAGGUCAUUAGAGUCCUGUUGGAUCAUGGAGGAGACCCAACCAUCCAGGACUCUGAUGGACUCCAGCCAGAGGAAUGUGCUGAAGAGGCUGAUGUCAAAUUGUUCUUUAAAAAUUUAUAAGCAUAAGAAACCAUUUUUCCAGCAGCCUUUCAUGUCAUUCAGUUGUUUUUUGUCAUCUUCUGAAAGUUUUAUAUUAAGAAGUCAGGCACACCACUAAAUGCAUACUUUCAGUUCUGUACAAAGGAUUUUUGUAAUAAAGACUUAAGUACACUUAAA
Messenger RNA from Portunus trituberculatus (swimming crab), 1296 nucleotides. Its product is annotated as acyl-CoA-binding domain-containing protein 6-like. The coding region runs from base 361 to 1140 and encodes 259 amino acids. Gene Ontology annotation, molecular function: fatty-acyl-CoA binding; protein binding. Lineage: Eukaryota; Metazoa; Arthropoda; Malacostraca; Decapoda; Portunidae. The record is from RefSeq and is a predicted model, not a curated record. The transcript has a single exon.